Molecule: messenger RNA, 452 nt
Organism: Symbiodinium pilosum
Lineage: Eukaryota; Dinophyceae; Suessiales; Symbiodiniaceae
Source: the annotation of a GenBank genome assembly
AUGUCUGGUGGCGGCUCGAGCUUGGAACCCAUAUUGCGUGGGUUCCACGAUGCCGGUUUCCAGGCUGUGAUUCAGCAAUUUGCAGCUGAGAGGGCUCUGCAUUUUCAAGCCACAUGCCCAGAUGGUUCACAGCCACUCAUUUGGACCCAGUAUUUCAACGAGUACCGCGAACUCUUUGAAGAGCAUUUGCGGCAAAUAUUACAUUCCCUCGGAAUGACGGAAGACACGUUCCAUGAACUGUGCGGCUACUUGCAGGAGAUUGAAGAGAACUUGGGCGAUGAUUCUGAGAAUUUAUAUGGCUACAUUAAGGCUAUCACUUCAUCUGAGGAUUACGAUGCAUUCCUGCAGUUGAUGUUCGCAGAGGUUCAGCGACAACAGCAGCAAGCUGGAGCUGGCCCCGGAACGUCACAAGAGAUUGACGUAGUAGUGCCCGAAGGCAUGGGUCCUGGGGA